Diversispora eburnea is the source of this 396-nucleotide messenger RNA. The record is from the annotation of a GenBank genome assembly. NCBI's taxonomy places the organism in Eukaryota, Fungi, Glomeromycota, Glomeromycetes, Diversisporales, Diversisporaceae.
AUGAAAUUCUCAGUAGUCGCCAUUGUUCUAUCUUUAUUGGCAGCAACAUCGUUUGCUGAUGCCAACCAAGAGAAACGGGAUGCAGAUCCUUAUUAUUAUUAUAAACGUGAUGCUGAGCCCUAUUAUUACUAUAAACGUCAGGAAUUCAAACGUGAUGCCGAACCAUACUAUUACUACAAACGUCAGGAAGAAAAACGUCAAUUAGACAAACGUCAAGAAGAAAAGCGUGAUGCCGAACCCUACUAUUACUACAAACGUCAGGAAGAAAAACGGCAAUUAGACAAACGUGAUGCCGAACCAUACUAUUACUACAAACGUCAGGAAGAAAAACGUCAAGAAGAAAAACGUCAAGAAGAAAAACGUGAUGCCGAACCCUACUAUUACUACAAACUUUAG